This is a messenger RNA of Heterostelium album PN500, 1083 nucleotides long. RefSeq names its product actin. Bases 1 to 1083 code for a protein of 360 amino acids. Lineage: Eukaryota; Evosea; Eumycetozoa; Acytosteliales; Acytosteliaceae. The record is from RefSeq and is a predicted model, not a curated record. The transcript has a single exon.
AUGUCAUCAAUAAAUAAGAAAGCUGUAGUUAUAGAUAAUGGAUCUGGUUUCACUAAAGUAGGAUUCUCAGGCGGUAAUGCACCACACACUAUAAUGCCAACGAUUGUAGGUCGAUCGAAAUACUCUAAUGAUACAUACGUUGGAAAUGAAGCACAGCUCAAACGAGAUAUUCUAAACUUGAGCAAUCCAAUGCAAUACGGUUAUAUCAACAACUGGGAUAGUAUGCAAAAGAUAUGGAAUCAUACAUUCGCCGAUAUUCUCAAAGUGGAGCCAGAGGAACAACCGGUUCUCUUGACAGAGCCACCUCAGAAUCCAAAGGGAAACCGUGAAAAGUUGGCUCAGAUAAUGUUUGAAUCAUUCAAAACACCGGCGUUGUAUUUAUCGGUUCAACAGGUGUUGGCGUUAUACUCCAGUGGCCACAACACCGGACUUGUAAUGGAUAGUGGUGACGGUGUAACCUAUACCGUUCCAGUGUAUGAGGGUACGCCUGUUUCCAAUAAAAUUGUUCGUCAAGAAUAUGGAGGUCGCCAUCUCACUAAUUACAUGUCACAGCUAUUGUCAGACUCUGGAGUUACAUUUGAGAACAACAUUGUCAAGGAACAGGUUGCUCGUGACAUCAAAGAGAAAUUAAGUUUUGUUUCAAUGGAUUUCCAGAAUGAAGAUAUGGAAGAUAAAUCAUAUACUAUGCCCGAUGGACAAAUAAUAGGUAUCAAGCACCAGCGUUCCAUUUGUCCAGAAGCAUUGUUUGAUCCAUCGAUGUUGGAUGUUCCAUUCCAAGGCAUUCACCAAACCAUACACAAAUCCUAUAUGGCAUGUGACAUUGAUAUUCGUGGUGAAAUAUCUAAUACAAUCAUGCUGUCAGGUGGCAACACAAUGUUCCCCGGAAUCAAAGAACGUUUAUCUAAGGAGCUGACAAAUCUCUCUACUGUCAAAAGUAUCAAAGUGAUGGCACUACCAGAACGUCAAAAUGCUGUAUGGAUUGGAGGUUCCAUAAUGGCUUCUCUAUCGACCUUCCAAUCAAUGUGGAUCACAAAAGAGGAAUAUUUAGAAAGUGGUGCAUCUGUUCUCCAAAGAUUAUUCUAA